AUGGUGCCGCCGCGCUGCCGCCCGCUGCUGCCGCCCCACGCACCCGAUGAAUACUUAUCCUGGUAUGUGCUCGGUGACCCCUGCCUCAGCGUCCCCCGCUGCAAGCCAGACUGGUGUUACCUCUUGUAUGACGUAAACCCUCCCGAAGGCUUCAACCUUCGUCGAGACGUCUAUGUUCGCAUUGCCUCACUGGUGAAGACCUUGCUGAAAAGUGAAAAUUGGGUGUUAGUGCUGCCUCCCUGGGGACGGCUAUACCACUGGCAGAGUCCUGACAUUCUGCAGGUCCAAAUCCCUUGGUCUGCCUUUUUCGAUCUCACAAGCCUCAAUAAAAACAUCCCUGUCAUUGAAUAUGAGCAGUUCAUUGCAGAGUCAGGUGGGCCCUUUAUUGAGCAGGUGUAUGUCCUGCAAGGCUACGCAGAAGGAUGGAAAGAAGGAACGUGGGAGGAGAAAAUCGAUGAAAGGCCCUGCAUUGACCAGCUUAUGUAUUCCAAAGACAAGCAUGAAUACUACAGGGGAUGGUUCUGGGGUUAUGAGGAAACACGGGGCCUGAACCUCUCCUGCCUGUCUGUCCAGGGAUCUGCCUCUAUUGUGGCUCCCAUCCUUUUGAAGAACACUUCAGCCCAGUCAGUGAUGUUAGACAGAGCUGAAAACCUUCUUCAUGACCACUACGGAGGGAAAGAUUAUUGGAAUACCCGUCGGAGUAUGGUGUUUGCUAAACACCUGCGUGUGGUGGGAGAUGAGUUCAGAAACAAAUACCUUCAGUCCACAGAUGACACAGACAGGACUCAUUACAAUGAGGACUGGACACAGAUGAAGGUUAAGAUAGGCACAGCUGUAGGUGGUCCAUACCUGGGAGUUCAUCUGAGAAGGAAAGACUUCAUCUGGGGUCACAGAGAAGAUGUGCCUACCCUGCAAGGAGCAGUGAAGAAAAUCCGCAGCCUCUUGGACACACAUAAACUUGAAAAAGUUUUCCUGGCCACUGAUGCUGUUGAGGAGGAGGUUGAAUUGCUCAAGAAACUGCUGCCUGAGAUGGUGAGGUUUGAACCCACUUGGGAGGAGUUGGAACUCUACAAAGAUGGAGGGUUGGCUGUGAUUGACCAGUGGAUCUGUGCUCAUGCAAGGUAUUUUAUAGGCACCUCCGUUUCAACAUUUUCCUUUCGGAUCCAUGAGGAAAGGGAGAUCUUAGGCUUUGAUCCAAAAACAACUUACAACCGAUUUUGUGGUGAGAAAGAAAAAAACUGUGAGCAGCCAACUCACUGGAAAAUUGUAUACUAAUAUGCAAAGGAAUCCAAGGAUUUCAGUACUGGUGAGUGCAAAGAAUAAAGAAAGACUGCAGGGAAAUAUAUCCCUUUAAUGAAACUACAACUCUCCCCUUUUCUUGGUGUUUUUCUGACAUUUGAGUUUUGAAGCACAAGCAAUAUUCAUCUUCUUAGCCAAGUACUGAUGGAACCAAAGAAAAUGAAGUCACCCUAGGAUUCACUUGUUGGCAUAACUAGGAUUAGAG
Messenger RNA from Tinamus guttatus (white-throated tinamou), 1504 nucleotides. The record is from RefSeq and is a predicted model, not a curated record. NCBI's taxonomy places the organism in Eukaryota, Metazoa, Chordata, Aves, Tinamiformes, Tinamidae.